Puccinia triticina is the source of this 369-nucleotide messenger RNA. RefSeq lists its product as uncharacterized. The record is from RefSeq and is a predicted model, not a curated record. The coding region runs from base 1 to 369 and encodes 122 amino acids. The transcript is spliced from 3 exons. NCBI's taxonomy places the organism in Eukaryota, Fungi, Basidiomycota, Pucciniomycetes, Pucciniales, Pucciniaceae.
AUGGAUUGGGCCCUGGAAGACCUUGAAGAUUGGGUUGAACAAACCGCCUGGGACAUGAUUCCACCGUACCAGAACGAGGAUGACGAGGGGAUCUUGCCGUCCCAUUCGCAUCCAUCCUACCCAUCCGGGAACCCCUACUACCCGAGCCACACGUCAGUCCAAGCGCCGCUGCUGCCGCCGACGAGCGGCGACCCUGGCCAGGCAGACUGGGCCGAGCUGGCCACCGACCGUCUCCUCUGGCCCUCCGGCCCGCCCGAGCCGCUUGACGACCUCCAUCCUGACGACCUCCCGCCCGACCAACUCGACUUCCCCCAUCAUCACCACCACUGCGCUCACCCCCGUGAUCUCGUCCCUCCUCCUAAUUAUUAA